AUGGCCCCCGCAGGGCAGGCUGCCGCGGCGUCGUCCGCUCCUGGGGCUCACAUGCCGGUGCCCCACGCUACAAGGUCUCCGGGCUCCGUGCUUCUGAAGAGGCCGCGGGACUACGCCGUCGUGGACCAGCCGACGCUGGCGGCGAAGAAGAAGAGAGAGGGAGCGGCCGCACCCUCGGGGACCCAGCAGCCCGGCACGGCUGCACCUCCCCCGGCACAGAAGGGUGGCAACAUCCCUUGCACCUCUCCGGCCCGGCCAUCCUCACGAGGCCUGGAGGACCAUCCCCAUGAGAAGUCGACCUCCGCAGCCAGGCCAGCUCCAGAGGCGCCCGUUCUCAGCUCGCCGGCCGAGGCCCCACAGGCUCCGGAGCCCCCAGCUUCUUCUGCUGCCAUCAACUCGGAGAUCUUGGUGAUGACGUUGCCUCCUCCUUCCAUCAUACCGCUAGCUCACGAUCCUUCUACUUCGCCCGACGCUCUGGAGAAGGCUCUUUCCGCGCUGACUCGACCCUGGGAUGACCUUCAGGGCGCUGACCGUCGCCUGGUGGCGGGGCGCCUGGAGCUGAUCUCAGGUUGGCUACACUCAUACGCGUCUGUGAGGACGGUGUUGAGCCACGCCGUGGCAGCUUUCGAGGAGGACAAGCAGGCCGCCGACCAAGCAGCGGCCCCCCGUGAGGCAGCGCUGAAGGACGCCGAGGCCGCCAAGGAGCACUGGAGGGCGGCGGAGGUCGAGCUGGAGAACCUGCGUAAGGAGUGCGCGGCCGAGGCUCACGAUCGCAAGGCGGAGGAGGAGAAGAUGAAGGCCUGA
Aegilops tauschii subsp. strangulata is the source of this 804-nucleotide messenger RNA. The record is from RefSeq and is a predicted model, not a curated record. Lineage: Eukaryota; Viridiplantae; Streptophyta; Magnoliopsida; Poales; Poaceae.